GUUUUACGAGAAUCACAUACAUUAAAUGCUAAAGUUGAAAGUUUGAAACUAGAAAACGUACGUCUCUCGGCCAAAAGGAUCAUAAUUAUGCAACAGUGUGAAGAGGCUACAACUUGUCUGGACCGAACAAAAGAAAACCGAGAUUUGAUUUUUCAACAGAUUAAAGAUGAACUAACUAAAUCGGAAAUUAUGUUGCGCCAAUAUGAAGAUCACCUCUUUGAGAUUGCAGAGAGAUACAGAAAGACCCCGGUAUUCGGUAAUGAAGAAGCCAUAAAAAUUGAAACGUCGAAGAUGAAAGGAACUAUAUCUGAACUUGAGAAUGAGGAAGCUAAGCACCAGAACAUGGUCCAAGUCUUGCACCGUGAGUUGGACAGCUUUGGGACUUCUAUACCUGAAGAUAUUUUGGAUAUUGCCGGCAAACGUGAUUUGGAGGAGAAAAUUAACGCACUUAAAGCCGAAGUCGAAGCCCUGACACAGAAGAAAGAUAAUGUUUUACCUUGCCACGGCAACAUGGCUCUAUUACUAGAAACAAAGGCCAAUCAAUAA
This is a messenger RNA of Pieris brassicae (large cabbage white), 546 nucleotides long. RefSeq lists its product as uncharacterized. The coding region runs from base 88 to 546 and encodes 152 amino acids. The transcript is spliced from 5 exons. The record is from RefSeq and is a predicted model, not a curated record. NCBI's taxonomy places the organism in Eukaryota, Metazoa, Arthropoda, Insecta, Lepidoptera, Pieridae.